AUGCUUUCUCCCCUCUCUCUCUCCCCCUCUCCUUCUUUCUUUCAUCUCUCUCUUUCUCUCAGUCCCUCUCCCCUUCAUUUUAACCCUCCCUUCUCCCCCUCUCUGCCUCUUUUUAACUCUCCCUUUCUCCCUCUCCCUCUGCCUCUCUCUUUUUCUCUCUCCCCUCUUUAUUGCUUUCUCUCUGUUUCUCUCUCUCUUCCUCCCCGUCAUUCUUUCUCUCCCCUUCUCAAUCUUUCUCUGCCCCUCUCCCCUCUUUAUCUCUCUCUCUCUCUCUCCCUCACUCCGUCCCCCCUCUCUCUCUCUCUCUCUCUCUCUCUUGAUCUGUCAAUAUCUACCUACCUCAAUAUCUAUCUAUCUAUCUAUCUAUCUAUCUAUCUCAAUUUGUUCAUAUCUAUCUUCCUCAGUCUGUUUAUAUCUAUCUGCUUCUCUAUCUACCCCGUCUUUCCAUAUCUAUCUACCUCAAUAUGUUUAUAUGUAUGUAUGUAUCUCAAUUUGUUCAUAUCUAUCUACCUCUCAGUCUUUCCAUAUCUAUCUAUCUAUCUAUCUAUCUAUCUAUCUAUCUAUCUAUCUAUCUGUUGUGAAAGAAAGACACGGAAAGAAGAAGACUCUCUCCAAUCUCUCCUUUGUCCUGACUUAUUCAGUCUCUCACUGAUCUCUCCCCUGACCACUCUAAUCUCCUCAGACUCUCCAAUCUCUCCUCUGACCACUCUGACUUAUUCAGUCUCUCUUCAAUCUAUUCUCUGA
This is a messenger RNA of Acanthosepion pharaonis, 744 nucleotides long. Lineage: Eukaryota; Metazoa; Mollusca; Cephalopoda; Sepiida; Sepiidae. The record is from the annotation of a GenBank genome assembly.